CAGUAUGCGCUUCCCUCUCCGGACCUCUAGGCGGCGCUGUAACAUUAGCCGCAAACCGCCGUUAAACAUAAGGAGAAGAAGACGACAGUUGCGGGAAAACUGAAGUGGAUCAUUCCUGCGUUAUCAAACUUCAAAUUGUAGAAAACAAGCUUUUAAAAAUGACCAUGAAAACCCCAGUGGCCAUUGAUGUCAAAAAGGGGAUUUCAGUCCUUUGGGAGACUCUGCAGUGUCCCAUAUGCUUGGAUUUAAUGACUGCACCUGUAUCUACUAACUGUGACCAUCAGUUUUGCAAAUUUUGUAUGUUGAAACUUUUGGACAACACCAAACAAAACAAGGCUGCAUGUCCAGUGUGUAAAACCAAGAUAACUAAAAGGAGCUUGCAGGAGAGCCCUGGGUUUCAGAGACUUGUAGCAGGACUUCAGGACAUGAUACAGGCAUAUGAAUAUGACACUGGCACAAACUACUUAACUGGAAUGUCAAGGCAAAAAGAUCAGUCGGGAGUCACAGAUGCUGAAGCUGCUGAACAUUGUCAUGAUAUGUCAUUUGGAAACACACCUGGCAAUGGGGAAAUUGUCGACAAUGAUGAUAUUUCAAGGUCUCUCUCUUCGACUAUAGCAGCCCAGACUGGAUUUGCAAGACUGAUGGAACUUGAAGACACAAGUCCUUUGACAACAGAAAAUGAAGGCCUGGACAGUGGCCUUGGGGAGGCCCCACUAAUGUCUGACAGGAAAAUGCGCAGCCCUACAGAUAAUUUGGAACCAGUAGAAACAGAAAUGUCUGUUGUGAAAACAGCAACAUCAGUACACAAAACUAGAGGCAAUAAGCAAUUCCACAAACUGGAGAAAACCUCCCUUUGUGCAUCAAUAAUUCCAGACGAGACCAAACACCAACCUUUAAGAAAAUCCUCAAGGAAGAAGCAGAAAACGGAUUUGGAGUCUGACAAGAUUCUUAAGGAGAAACAGAAGAAAAGUCUAGAGAAAGUUGCUGAGUGGCUCAUGAACGUUCCAACUGAAGAAAGUCUUGAGUUAGAGAAACUCAACGAAGACACCGAUGACUCGGACAGCUGUUCUUCCUCUUCAACAAUAGAUGUCAAGCAACACAACAGUGAUGUGAAUCCUGGGAGAGUGGAUCGUGCUAAAGCCCUUGAGGAGCAGGUGUUUGGGGCGGUCUACAAACGAGAGCGAAGGGGGUCCAGAGUUGUCUCAUCUCCACUUAAUGUUUUUGUCAAGCCAUCAACAACUGAAGAAACACCAACUGUCUCCAAAAGAAGAAAGAGUGUUCUCACUCCUGCAGAUUAUUUCAAGAAAACAGGCUCUGAAGGUAAAAGUGCAAGUGACAUGGAGGAAGAGCAACACAGGUUAGAAAGAGUAAAUGACAACAGCAGUGACAUUUUUGAAGAAGCUGGACAAAUCAAGGCCAUGAAGAAAAAUGAUAUAGACAAAUAUAAGGAAGAGUCAAUCAACUUUCUAGAAAGUGACAAAAAUAAUGGCAAAGAUGAGGUUUCCUCUCCCGUGUUUGAUAUUGGACAACAGCUACCAGAUAGAAAGUCAAAGAAAAGUACGCGCAGCAGUCUGCAGCAGGUCGACAUUGAUUUGCAAGAGAAAGCUCAGGCAACUUUAGAAAGUACUGAGCAAAAGAAAACUGACAAGAGGAAAGUUAAAAACAUGAGGUUGGAAAAAGCCAAGCCUGCUAGAGUUCCAAAACCCCUUGUUCUGGUUGGAGUUAGAAAUGGAGAAACCAGUUGUAAGACUAGACCAAGGUCAGGAGAAGUUCAAGUUCAUAUUGAGAAUUACCCUAGCAGCGAAGACCAAGAAACCCCUGUCGUAAGGAGCAAGAGGAGAAGUAGAAGACUUCAACUCUUCACUGAAGAAAUCCAAGAAUGUCACAAGAAAGCAGACUUGAAAGCCAAUAAAGAUGAAAAAAACUGCAAUGUUGGAAAGCAAUCUGAGAAUGCUAAAGAUGGAACAUUGGAUAAUACGGCAUCACCAUCCACGAAUGAAAACAUGGCAAAGGUGGCUGAAAGAAACGGAUGUAUUUAUGAUCAAGAUAUAGAAGAAAUAGAAAACAUGGAGUUUGAUGAGAGAACAUCUUAUAUGAGACCAACCGAAGAUGUUAAAAAGUCCCUUGCUGAAGUGCCAAAGGCUGAAACCUUGUCUGAAGCUAGUGCUGCGUGUUAUGUCACUGUUGUUCCAAGCUCUUCAAGUCCAACUGAAGCAGCUGUGGUCAAUCCAACACUUGAAAGUGACAAUCCAACAAAUCGUCUCCCAAACAAUGUUCAGUUGGAAACCUUCCCUAGCCAGGGAAAAGGUGCUGAGAUAGAAAAUGCGGAGGAUAAUAAUGACAGUGAAGUGGACACAGAGCAACUUCUCAGGAGCUUCAAAGCCAUUAAAAGGAAAUCUUUCCAUCUUGGCGGUUCAAACUUGAAAAGGGGCCGUGGUUUACACCAAGAAAACUUCAAGGGUGCCGAAGCACAGGAAAACCAGCGUCUUUGUUCUGAUGUUGAAUCUGCAAAAUAUCCGAUAUACACAAAGGCAUCUGAAAUCACCAACCAAGAGGCGUUAGGAGACAAUAAAAACUCGUCUUGCAGUGAUUUGAUAUCCCCUUCCUUUUCACCCGCCCCGGCAAGGCAUCCAGUUGUUGAGAAACCAGAUCAAAUGGUGGUAGCAGCCUCGACCCCUGGUAGCAGUCAGGACAGCGCCGGUGGUGACUGUGUCUCCAAUAGUGUCAGCAGCGCCCUCACUCCAAAUAAAGUUUCCAAACGUGAGAUAGAAAGUCCUCAUCUUUCUGAUAUGUCUCAAGUAGUGGAUUCUGGGCUCUGCUUCACAGGCGCUGAACGCAAGGAGCCAAAUGAACCCUCCAAUUGUUCUCAAAUCCCAGAGAAACAGCAGGGUGCCGGCAGAGGAAGGGAGAUAAGAGACAGCACGUCUGUGUCCCAGUCAGCUGCCAAUGGAAUACAUUCAGUCAACAGUGCUGAACAUUUCUCAAACGCAGAGUGCUCUUUAACUCCCGAUGGCCUUGUAAUACCUGUUGUACAAAUUGUCCACGAAGCACAGUCAGACAGCCAUGGUAGUACCAGUUCCUCCAUCAGUGGCAUGCCCAGGAAGAGGACAAGGGCCCAACGGCUCACCUCUUCAUUGGAAUCAGACUGCAGUGAAGAGGGAUUACCAACUUUGACAGAAAUCUUUGGAACUUCUGCUCUUCCCCCUGCGGUGACAAAGGAGCUGGCAGGCUUCAGUGAAGCUAAUAGAUGUGAGGAUGCUACAGUUUGUGGAGCAAAACAGUUGGACCGUCCACCUGCAUGCCCCAGCCCAGACUGUGACAAUUCCAGCCAAGGAUCUGUGGACUUAUUUGGAACGCCAGAUGAUUGUGAUGUCCCAGUAAACCACGCCAACGUUUCCUCACAAAUUGAAUCAUCACAAUUUUCAAACGAAGUCCUUGUUACACAGCAAAAAAUAGAAAUGCAGAAGGAGCUGGUGAGAUUGGAGAAGUUGAUGGCUCUGGUGACGGAGGUGCUUCAGGAAAAAGAAGGCAGUCCUGCAAAAGAAGUCUCCUCAAAAACUAUUCAGAGCAGCAAAACCACAGACCCACACGCUCACAUACUCCUCCCUUGUGACCAGGGCAGAGGCCAAGGUUCAGACUGGAAAGCUGUUCCAGAAGCAGAGCAAGAGCCCAGCACGAGACCAUCUGAUGGCCAAGAGGUCAUCCAGCCCAGUGGGUCAAAGCAUGGCAGCACUGCAGAGAUGGCAGUGCAGCGCUCCACAGACACAGGGCCGAGUGUUAAAGGCACAGCAGUCUCCAAAACUCCUAUCUCAACUUCAGCAGCAAAAACAUUAAAGAGCAAUGGUUCACCAUCAGAUGGGCAUGAAGACAAAGAGAAUAACACUCCACCGAGAGACAGAACUAAAGCGAAGAUGGUGCUAGUGUCAUCUGGAUUAGGCCCCAAUGAACAGAUAAUGGUCAAAAGGUUUGCCAAGCGAGUUGGUGCCCGUGUGGUUUCCCAGGUAACGCCAGAGGUGACCCAUAUCAUAAUGCACACAGAUGAACAACUGGUAUGUGAGCGCACACUGAAGUACUUCCUCGGCAUUGCGGCCAGGAAGUGGGUGGUGAGCUUCCAGUGGAUUUCAGAGUGCUUCAAACUAAAGAAACUCUUAGAUGAGAGUGUCUUUGAAGUGAGAGGUGACGUGGUGAACGGAGCCAGCCACCACGGCCCCAUGAGAGCUCGCACCACUGAAGAUAAUAACUUACUCCUGAAGGGCUACACAAUCUAUUUGCAAGGGCCUUUCACAGACAUGACUACAGAGGAAAUGGAGUGGAUGGUGGAGCUCUGUGGAGCAGCUGUAGUCAAAGAUCCUCUUCUCCUCGACAGUAAAAAGAAGACCCAUCAGCUGGUGAUUGUACAGCCUGGUUCAGAGUCUUCAGCGUCGUCCACAUACAGCAGUCUUUCUAAACAAGCUACAGUCGUGACACGUGGUUGGCUGUUGGAUACCGUGGCAACCUACACCCUUCAAAACUACGACAAGUACACAACAUAGGAGGAAGAGCCAAGUACAUUAAACCCACAGCCAUGACCUAUUUUUACAACGUCUGUUUUUUAAUGUCAAAUACUGUAUCUAAACUGCCAUUCAUCUGUUUUAUUGACAAUGCUCUGUUUGUUGUUUAUUGAUGUAUAUAAAGUUUAAUCAACAGAA
Etheostoma cragini (Arkansas darter) is the source of this 4688-nucleotide messenger RNA. Its product is annotated as breast cancer type 1 susceptibility protein homolog. The coding region runs from base 159 to 4532 and encodes 1457 amino acids. The record is from RefSeq and is a predicted model, not a curated record. The transcript is spliced from 21 exons. Gene Ontology annotation, biological process: positive regulation of transcription by RNA polymerase II; negative regulation of fatty acid biosynthetic process; double-strand break repair via homologous recombination. NCBI's taxonomy places the organism in Eukaryota, Metazoa, Chordata, Actinopteri, Perciformes, Percidae. Gene Ontology annotation, cellular component: BRCA1-BARD1 complex; plasma membrane; BRCA1-A complex. Gene Ontology annotation, molecular function: metal ion binding; ubiquitin-protein transferase activity.